This is a messenger RNA of Epinephelus lanceolatus (giant grouper), 5354 nucleotides long. RefSeq lists its product as uncharacterized. NCBI's taxonomy places the organism in Eukaryota, Metazoa, Chordata, Actinopteri, Perciformes, Serranidae. Gene Ontology annotation, biological process: immunoglobulin mediated immune response; cytokine-mediated signaling pathway. Gene Ontology annotation, cellular component: external side of plasma membrane. Gene Ontology annotation, molecular function: cytokine receptor activity. The record is from RefSeq and is a predicted model, not a curated record.
AGCAGUCUGACUUAGAUAUGAAAUCUUUUUUUUUUUUUUUGGUACAAAAUGCCUUCUUUGAGCUGUGGCAGAGGAUGAUUUAUGAUAUUCUGCAUCCAUUAAGUGGUUACCUUGCUAAGUUGGAGGUGCACAGCCUGUUGCCUUUAGCUCUUCAUCUAACAACCGCUGAGGCCACUCCUUGUUUCAUUUCUUCCUGUAAAAACAUGCACGGCAUUACGGCAAUGACCACAUUUUUGUACGAGCAGGUAGCUCACUGAAAACCCAUUCCAUUUCCUGUGAAUACUUAAAGGUCAUCUGAUGUUUCUCCAUUUAAAACAAAUAAACAGGAAUACAACAUUAGUGAGCUUUAGAGGUGCUGGUACACAAAUUUUGUUACCUUAGGAUACAGCCAUGCUAGCUGUUUCCCCCUGUUUCCAGUCUCAUGCUAAGCUAGGCUAACCAUCUUUAUCAUAUUUAUCAUACUGAUGUGAGAGUGGUAUCAAUCAUCUCAUGGCACUCUCUGUAAGAGAGCAAAUAAGCAUAUUUCCCAAAGACUAUUUCUUUAAAAUAGACUAAAACAGGACCUGUCCUUUAGGUUUGCAAAGGAAUACAAGGAGGCAUAACAUGAAGAGUCCAUCAAGAGUUUGUAUGAAGGCGAACAAGUAAGGGUAUUUUUGUGUUUUAAGAUUUGUUUUAGACAGUGGUUCACAACCUUUUUCAUGUCAAGCAGUGGCGUCCCCAACAGGGGGCCAAGGAGGGCCCCUGAUACAAUCGCUACACCAUUUUGAAUACAGUCUUUUUUAAAAAAAAAAAAAAAAAAAUUAAAUGCACUACGUCGGUACAGCACUACGGGUUGAAGUUUUUUUUCCUUCAACAACAAAAGCAUGUGGUUAUGUUUUGCCAACACAUGCACGUGGUUGGGUUUAGGAGGAAAGAACAGAGCUUGGCUUUACAAUCUUACAGGAAGCCAACACCAGCCUCCACGUGAAAGUCUGUGGUUUUUGGACCCAUCCACCAUCCCUAACCCCCGCCCGCCCAGACAUCCGCCACCUUAACUUGCGUUGUUGUCCCGCCGUGUUUCCCCCUUACACUGUCAGUGGACCGGCUACAUAUCAUGCCAAUGUGAAAGGACGUUUUUUUUUUCGUCGGUGUCUGAUGCCAGAAGUCACUGCCCAAGUGCCGGAUUUCGACGACGACUUCGGAGUGAGACCGUGUUGAGUUGUCCCUUGAAGUAUAUGUUUCCUUAGCUCUCACAUCGACAUAGGUAUUAAGGUGCCUAUACAACAGCAUAAUAGAAUUCCCCCGCUUUUGGUUUUGGUGUGCCACCCCAAGAUUUUGAAAAAAUUCUAGGGGAGCCACUGAUAUCAAGGACACAAAACUGAUACGCAUGAGGUCACGGACCCCUAUUUGAUGGACCUCCAUCUGAAAAGAUUUUGGUUGUUAGAUAUUAUUAAGACCAGAAUUCUAUAGUUGUUAACUACAGCUGAGGAGCUAACUGUGGAGGAAGUGAAACCUGCGAUCAGAACAGUCACUCAUAUGACUCUUACCUACAUUAAGCUCAUCUAUAGAUAAUAAAAUAGUGAAACAAAUAUUCCCCAUUUAUCUGGAGACCCCCUAGAACUCCCCCAAGAACCCCCGGAGGUUCCUGGACCCCUGGCUGGUUUGAAGGUUGCCUUUUAGGGCCUAAUCUGGGUGUCAGGGGAAAGCAUACUGUUACUUCUCAUAAAUGAUGAAUGGUAGUAACACAAGGACAUUUUCUGAGACAACACUGAAUGUCAUAACGUAAAGGGAACAUGAACAGCAGUAAGAAGAGAAAAAAAAGCCGACUCUAAAAGGGGUUUCCACCCUAAUCUUUCACACUGUUUCUUGAAACUGAGGCUUGGAUAUCACCAGUCAGGGAAGCCACAAACCACAGCUUUUUUUUUUCUUUGCUCACAAACCUUUCCUACACGUCACUAGGCCUACAAGUUCUGAGACGAGAUGAUCUAGUUUUACAGAAACAGAACUUAUCAGCACAUGCUGAAUGAGUCUACACACAUGGAAACAACUGAUCAUUCAUUUUGAACGUAGAGAAAGGGGAAGAGCUCUCAACAGAAAGAAAAUAGACAGGACAUCAAAUGGAGUGAAACCAGCACUUUGAAGCACAGCCUGAGCAGCUCACCGACAGAAUGAGAAGAAAAUGGAAGCAGUGAGUUACGCCCCGAUGCAAGAACAAUCCAUCAAACCGCCGCAUCUGUGAGUCACCUAGCUUUGGAAACCAACCAUCCAGCUGGUUUGAGAUCUCCCAAAAAAAGGAAGAUUGAUGACAUCAUAAAUGGAGAGAAAUAAGGAAACCCUUCUGCUGUGUCUUCUUCUUUUGGCUUUUGUUCAUGUCUGCCCUAUCCAAAAUUGUCCGAGCGUACCAGAUAACGUUCACAGAGAUCUCACCUGCUACACUGACUACAAUCGUACCAUCACUUGUGUGUGGAACAGCGUGCCUGAUCGUCCAGACAGUGUGUGCACAAUUUACGCAGAAUGGAAAAGUCAAUAUAUCAGUUACAGCAAUUCAUGUGACCUGGAGCCUGUUGAUGCCUCCCGACCAACGCUAAGGAAGUGCUCAAUGAUGUUCAAAAGAGAUGGCGCUCUGAAAGCCAGCGACUUUGUAUUUCAGCGCUCUCAUAACAUCUCCAUUAAUCUGAGCUGUAAGCCUGGGACCCAAAGUUUGAACAUUUUCUUCAAGCCAGCUUGUCACAUAAAGCUGAAUCCUCCACCAAAACCAGCUAUCAACUCUACCACCGCUUCCUGGUUUCCUCAAAUUUUGCAGCAGCGAAGUAGUUCUUACUGCACCCAACUGCAGUGGACACAAGAGGAUCAGUCAUGGAGUGAUCCUAAGGAAUCAUGCAUACAGUGUAAAUGGGACUGCACAACAGAACUGAACCCUGAUCAGCUGAUAAAAGGCGAAAGGUAUAAGGCACGCGUUCGAGUAAAGGACAAUUCAAGAAACACCAAGUCAACCUGGAGUGACUGGGGCCCUACUACAUCAUGGGUAUCACCCAUCGGAAGACCAAAACCACAAACAUCAGAUCUUUCUGGUCUUUUGGGCAUCGUUGGCGGUGCGGCGGCAUUGGCUGUGUUUCUGGUUGUCUUACGAUACAAGACCGACAAAACCACCUGGGUUUACAUAGUUAAGCGAAUCAGAGGUCCGCCCCUUCCGAACCCAGAGAAAUUCUUCCAGCAGAAUGGAAAUUUCCUGAGCUGGUUGAGCCCUCACUUCAACAAUGAAUCCUUUCAAUCCAUCUUUAAACCAGUGGAAAUCGUCUCUGUAGAAGUGACCUCCAUUGUGGACGCUGUCACACCCUGCGGGCCAGAGGCAGCGCUGCUCGAAAAAAUGAGAAGUGAAAGCAGCCACUUGUCGACCAGUUCCAACUACUCCAACCCCAUCUACUCCUGUCCUCCUCCUCCUGUCACCUCGCUCACUGCGGGGAAUCUGCCGCCCUGUGACACUGAUACACCUUAUGGGCCUGUUGUUAGUCAAAGCGAAGGGAAAAAUGAACAACAGGAUAGGGAUGAAGAGAGAAGGAGAGAAGUGGAGACCCGCCAGUUGCUCUCCAAAUGUAGCAACAGCAGUGAGCUUAUGCCGGUGAUUUUAGACUAUGAGAAGGUUGAAAAGGUCCAGGUCGAGCGCUCCAGGCUCCAGAGUCUAGAUUCAGGCAUGUGCAGUGGUGAAGAGGUCAGUCAAGAGAGUCUGGAGGCAGAUAGCAUCACUAUGAGUGAUAGUCACGACGAGGAGCCUGAAGGUGAGGAGGAGAGGGAGGGAGGGAAUGAGAAAGAAACAGAUUUAAAGAAGUUGUUUGGGGGCGGUGGAGAUAUUUUUGGCAAAGGGUCCAUUCAGGUUUGUUCUGGUUACGAGCAAGUCCAGAAGCUGCAGGCUGACUGCCCCGAGCUCCCUAGCUUGGAUUCAGACAUUAGCAGUGGAGGUGAGGAGCAGGUGAGUCAGGAGGAGAGUCUGGAGGAUGCUGAUAAGUCCACUGAAUCUACCAGCCUCCUUCUUCCUCCUCCGUUUAGCACCUUACCGUGCUCCUUGCCCUCUUUCUCACCACUGCCUUUGAACUUCUCUGGGCCAGGUUUUAGUCCAGCUCUGCGACCUUUGUCAAGUCAUUUACUUGAGAGGAUUGCUCUACUGCCAACUAACAGGUCAGUAGAGCCCUCUAGUGAUGGAUACAUGCCGGUAAGACAGGAACAGAGCUGAGAACAAAAAGAAAUCUCUCCAACAGGCCUAAUAGAAAAUGCUGUACAACACAUCAUGACAGCCUGACUACUAGAGAGUAAGUCAGACAUGCUUGUUCACUGUUCGCAGUAGUAUGUAACAUUAAAAGGGCAUUUAUUCAACGCUCAAUGCCCGACUCUCAAAGACGGUACAAUAUAUGAAUGUAUUUUUGUUUCACACUGCUUUAUUUAGCAUAUUUCUCAUGUGUAUUUAUUAUUUGAGAAAACAAGAGGCUAAUAUUUUUCCAAUUAUGCUUUGGUUGUUUUUUAUACUAAAAAAAUUUGGAAAAAAAAUAUGUACUUUUGUGUUACUUAUUGUGACAGUUUGCAGGGAGAAAGAUGUAUGGGCAAUGUCUACUGUACCUGCUUGAAGGGUUUUUACACUGCUGUGUUGCUGGUGAGAUGGUAUAAUGUCUUCACAAUCAGCCAUUGUAAUACAAUAGCUCAAGAGACACUUUUUACUUGUUUAUUCAAGAUGGAUACAUGCAGAUUAUAUGGAAUGCUGGGUAACUUAAUAGAUUUUAUUUUUUUUAUUCAAAAAAUUACAAAUAUGUGGCUGCACCAAAGGCAUACUGUCCAUAAGUGUAGAUUGACUUAUCUCUAAAGCGCAUGAUGUGAAUUGAUUGUAACGAAUCUCAAAACCUGAGACCUUCCCCCAAAUUUCUCAAUUGCAUAUUACAGCCUGUGGACCAACUUCUAUGUAGAGGACAUGUGCCGAAUUUUUCACAGAAAAUGCAAAGGAUGUGAUAAAUAUCGAUCAGGAAAUCCCUCUCUGCCAGAAAGCCGUCUGGGACAAACUUCUCCCAGCAAUGUGACGCAUCUCUUUUCAGCUUCGCUACAGUGCUACAGUGUGCAGCCGUAACAUUAGCUAACGUUAGCUAAGAAAUGGAGUCCGCUAAUGUCAACAAACGACCGGCACCCACCACAACACAGAGUCCACACCAACUGGGUCUCAUUCCGAAGUGUUGGUCAGUGACUUUCGACACCAGACACCGAUAAAAAAGCUGUCCUUCCACAUCGUCAUGAUACGUGGUCAGCUACCGUUAUUGUUUAACAGUGCCCAAUAGCUAUGUUUCCAUCAGCCAUCAGCCUGUUUAGAUGCGCAUCUAGAAGUAUCGCAUCGGAAAAUU